Messenger RNA from Huiozyma naganishii CBS 8797, 1581 nucleotides. It is a transcript of the gene KCH1, whose product is annotated as Kch1p. Gene Ontology annotation, molecular function: potassium ion transmembrane transporter activity. The record is from RefSeq and is a predicted model, not a curated record. Lineage: Eukaryota; Fungi; Ascomycota; Saccharomycetes; Saccharomycetales; Saccharomycetaceae. Bases 1 to 1581 code for a protein of 526 amino acids. Gene Ontology annotation, cellular component: plasma membrane. Gene Ontology annotation, biological process: potassium ion transmembrane transport. The transcript has a single exon.
AUGUGGUUCUUCAGUAACAAGUGGCAGAAGGGUAUAAAUCCGAAAAGAUUCCCUGACGUGGACAUCGAUUUAUUCAAAAACUAUCGACUCAAGACUGUUCUCAGCUACGCUGUUGGGACUUGGGCAUUUGGGCUGCUGAAACUUGCCCUAUUUAUUUCGGAUCUUUACACGUGCAUAAAGCUGCUGGCCUACAACUCUUGGUCAAAUAAUAUUGUCAAACCGUAUCUACCAUUCCGCAUUUCCAAAUGGCUAUUUAGCGGAUGCAUAUUGGCAUCGAUACUACUAUUACUGUGGAAUGUGAUACAUGCAAUUCGGAUUUAUAGGACGAAAAAUAUCGCUCUUUGUUAUGUCAACAAUAUAUGCAGGAACAGUAUCUCGUUCGUCAACUAUCCUAAAUUUUGCAUUUUCGACAGGAUAUCAUCGAAGGGCACGUUCCAAUGGUUCGCUUUCUUUGUGUUCUUUGAACUGAAGGACUGUCUUGGGCUACUUUUCACAGAUACUCCCAGACAAGUAAUCAAUGGACUCACGUUAUGGUCCGUACUAGUCACAGUCCAUAGUGACCUAGACAACAAUAUGGACUUGGGGGACCUGGAAUCUUUCCAGGGACUGAUUAACAAAAUCAAAGGCAUUGCUCAAAGUAAUCAUCAAGAGGCUGUCCUUUUGUCAUUCAUGCUCUUUUCGUUCAUUGUCUGGAUGUUUUUUAUGGCCAAGCUUAUUUUCGCAAUGAUAUGCUCAGUCUUUGUUUAUUUUAGACUCAUUCACGAAAAAGAAUAUGCGGGAUUGAGGGACUAUGUUUGCAUAGCGAUCUGCCGUCACGUUGAUGAGCUCAUCACCAAGCAAAACAGGAAAAUGGAAGAGAAAGUUUACAACGCACGACUAUUAUCCAACACCGAGUCAACGCUUGAACUUAAUAGCUACAGCCAAAUCCCGAUAUUUCAGUCCACGUCCUACGUUCCGUAUAAUGAUUCCAGCACUUCCCUGCAUCAAAAUGAAAAGAACAGAUAUAGUCCAAUCGAUACCCUUACGAAAUCAGAUAGUCUCGAAAUGGAUGCAUUAAACGAAUUGGUCUUUAUAACGUCAACCAUUAGGGGUCAGGCAGAUUUGGUAAAACCCCAUCCCCAAUCUUUCCGCAAUAUAUCAAACAGCAUUGAAAACGAAUAUCUUGGUGUGGGGAAUAGAAAUGUCACUUCCAGCUCUUCAAAACUUGGAGAAAAGGAAUUACUAGAUGAGCGGACGCGAUUUGUUGAAAGAAACCAUGGUCAGGUCAACAAAUAUUCCCACUUGCAACCUGAUAACCUGGAUUUUCAGACACGCCACCCUAGUAACGACACAACGUCAGGAGCCAUGAACAACAACUUUUCUAGCUUCCCCAAUGACCAUGACAGAUCAUUUUCAACAAUAAGUCAUGCACAGAGUAAAACACAAAGGCCUGUUCCACCUCUCGACAUUUCCUUCGCACAAAGCUCAUUUGAACAAAAAUCUAACAUAUUCACACCGGAUAGGGCGUACUUUAGACAAGAUAUCGAACAGUCACCACUACUACCCCACGAUGAAUAUCGUAACGAGAACUUCUAUCCAUGA